AUGCGAAAGUACGACUGUCCGUCGAUCAGGGGCUACAACGUCUUUCCACCGCCGCGGAGUGAGGCGGACGAUGAGGACGAGGAUUCUGCACGCGUCUCCCUCCUGCCCUGGCUGAACGCCUCAUGGAUUGAACUGACGCCC
Messenger RNA from Dibothriocephalus latus, 141 nucleotides. NCBI's taxonomy places the organism in Eukaryota, Metazoa, Platyhelminthes, Cestoda, Diphyllobothriidea, Diphyllobothriidae. The record is from the annotation of a GenBank genome assembly.